AUGAAAAAACUGGUAGAAUUAUUCCAGUUGCUGCUAUUGAUUCAAGCUAUUUGCGUACCUGUCUUGCGAAGUCAUACAGAUGAAGAUGAAGAAGAAACUGAUGUAUGUCCGUUUCCUUGGCAAACUUUUGAUCAAAAUAUAUUGCCGUCGUUAAGCUCCUGUGUUGAUUCCACCGAUGAAGGGGUUCGGUGUUCGCCACAUGAUCCAGUUGAAUGCUCUGGUCGAAAUCCGGUAUGCGUACUCAGCAAACGAUCGAAGACAUAUAGAUGUUGCAGUGACUAUCCACAAGAUAUGGUUAACCCACCAGGAGCCCCUGAACAAGUCAAACCAAUCUGUCCAUGGGGUGCAACGUCGUAUGAUUCGCCAUCAGUCUUGCUAUGUGAUCCAGCUGAAAGAAAUCCGUGUCCAGAAGGUUACUCUUGCGAGGAAGCCAGCAAUGCACAAAUGCUUGCCACAUAUAAUAUGCAUUUGUGUUGCAAAACGACAACAUUAAACUCAUUCGAGAAUGUUUUCUACGAAACGAAAGUUGGUAUCAACAAGCUGUCUGCAAACUUUUCUAUGCCAGUUUUCUAUGUUACGUCGCUGUCACCAUCAAUAAUACCGAUUGCACCAUCUGCAGCAAUUUCUUAUGUAGUUCUAAAUGAAUAUACGCCAUCAAGAGGUAACUUACCUGAAGUACGAACUGGAGAUCAUUUAGCCAAACUUCCGUACAACUUUCGAGAGCCAGUCUACUUAAAAAAAGUUGUAUUGCUCAACGAUCAGUUUCCAGGCUAUUUCCACCAUGUUUUAGUUCUGUUUAAUCCACACGGUAAUCCAGAAGCGAUGAAUUUAUAUUAUAAUCGGCCAUCAACGUUAAGCCGUGAAGUGGAUCUUACUGUUCCUGCUUGGGACGAGGGUGCAUUUUUCCGGACUACAAAUCGUAUAUUGACAAUUGCUAGCGAUAAAACUUCUACACGGCAAAACUGUACGGAAGGUUGGCAAACCACAGAACUCAGUUAUGUGCCAACAAUAUCGUUAUGCAGCGAAUAUGUUGGCGCUGGUGGUGUUCCGUGUUCACCGAAUGCACCAAAUGUUUGUACCGGUAGGAAUCCAUUUUGUGCAGCUGAAGACGGCGGUAAUGGUUUCAAAUGCUGCUCCGACAUUGUGCAGGACACACCAGAGCUUGAAAAACUACGAUCAGAUGAAAUUAAACCAAUUUGUCCAAAUGGAGCAAUUCCGUAUAAAAUUCCACAAGUGAUGUUAUGCGAUCCAUCAAUUGUCAAUAUUUGCCCAUACGAUUACACAUGCGUAGAAGCAGCUAAUGGCCAUCUGCUUCCUGAAGAUGCCAGAUCACUGUGCUGUAAAACCACAACACUUUACUCGUUUGGAAAAGUGUUUCUGGAAAUUGGCCUUUCGCCGCGAAUUGUGCCUUCACCACCAAUUUCUGCUAUUGACUAUGUAACACUGAAUGUUUACACCACCGAUAUGAACAAUGCUCCAGAAAUUCGGACUGGUGAUCACUUUGUAUUAGCACCAUACAAACUGAUGGAACCAGCGUAUCUGAAAAGAGUUACGCUAUUCCAUGAGCAAACUAAAUCCAGCUAUCUUCAUGUCAUCUUGUUUGAUCCACAAAGUGAUACCGAGAAUAUGCAGUUGUACUAUGAUCGUAGCGCACCAAAAGGAAGGAUUCUGGAUUUGGAAAAACCGAUUCCUGAUGGUGGAUUUCUAAGCAAACUUGUUGCCAAUCAACCAUCAGUUACAAAUCCGCAUCAAGUUAAGAGUAACUAAUCAAAAUGCCCCUUAUUACAAUUUUUCUUCAAACAAAUAAUUUUCUUUACAACUGUAUAUACCAUCCAAAUAAAAAGCAACAAAUUUGCUGUCAACAAGCAUUUAGAUCGAAAACUUUGGGUCGUAUUGGUAUUUAAGACGGUUGAACCAUUAACCAGGCUAUACGUUGGUGUAACUGUUGACCUAAACUCCAAGUACAGAAAUGUACCAGAAUUUUUGAGGAGCAAUACAGGACGACGACUUGGAACACCAAUUGCCGGAACCUACUUUUAUGUAACUAUCUUUCGCUCUAUUAUUUUUUUUCCUCAAAACCUUUAG
This is a messenger RNA of Enterobius vermicularis (human pinworm), 2085 nucleotides long. The record is from the annotation of a GenBank genome assembly. Lineage: Eukaryota; Metazoa; Nematoda; Chromadorea; Rhabditida; Oxyuridae.